Messenger RNA from Rhododendron vialii, 1935 nucleotides. RefSeq names its product U-box domain-containing protein 12-like. The coding region runs from base 254 to 1753 and encodes 499 amino acids. Gene Ontology annotation, molecular function: protein binding. NCBI's taxonomy places the organism in Eukaryota, Viridiplantae, Streptophyta, Magnoliopsida, Ericales, Ericaceae. The record is from RefSeq and is a predicted model, not a curated record. The transcript has 2 exons.
UUUACACACUUCCCAAUGCAGUGGGGUGGAAUCCUCGGAAGUCCGUGCUUCUUCUUCGACCAUAUGUCUUCUUUUAGGAAGAACGAGGGUAAGCCUCUCUCACUACACUCCCCCCCCCCCCCCCCCCCGGCGUCUCUAUCUAGUACUUUCCGCGUAGAAAGACGACCGUGGACAAACCCUCUACCAAGGCAGUGAUGUUUCGAGGCUCAACGUAACGAGUGGUUUACACCAGAGGAAUAGGUGGGAGACGAACAUGGCGAAGUGCCAACGCAACGGCGUCUUCGAGACGGUGGUGGUCGAUCGAGGCGGCGGUUGCGGCCGAGGAGACUCGUUCCGCCGCAUGAUACUAAACACCAUGCGGUGCGGGGGCCCACGAAGCCAUCGCCACGGAGCCAAGCAGUGGGCGGCGGAGAAGCCGACAAAACAGAGGGAUCCGAAGCAGAGACCCGAAUGCGGACCCGAAAAGGAGAAGGAGAAGGAGAAGAAGAGGAACGGGGGAUCCGAGAAGCUGUCGGAGCUGCUGAGGCUGUCGGACGCGGAGGCGGAGGCGGCGGAGGAGGCGAAGGUGAGGAGGAAGGUGGAGGCGCUGGAGGAGCUGAAGGGAGUGGUGAAGAAAUUGCAGAUGGAUGGCGACGACGACGUUUUUAAGGGGGCGGUCGAGGUGAGGCGGGUUGCGAAGGAGAAUCCGGAGGCGAGGAGUAACCUGGCGUUGAUGGGAGCGAUUCCGCCGCUUGUUUCGUUGCUGGAUUCGGAGAAUGUCGAGUCUCAGGUCGCCUCGCUCUAUGCUCUUCUCAACCUCGGCAUCGGCAAUGAAGAAAACAAAUCUGCCAUUGUUAAAGCUGGAUCCAUUCACAAGAUGCUAAAGCUCAUUGAAUCUCCAAAUGGACCUCCAAAUGCAGCUCUUGCCGAAGCAAUAGUUGCAAAUUUUCUUGGCUUGAGUGCUCUGGACUCCAAUAAACCAAUUGUUGGUUCUUCGGGUGCAAUCCCAUUCUUGGUGAAAACCUUAAAAGAUGUCGAUAAAACAAGCAGCAGUCAGGCGAAGCAAGACUCUUUACGCGCACUCUAUAAUCUUUCAAUCUCACCUCUGAAUGUACCACUGAUUUUAGACACCGAUUUAGUACUGUUUCUCUUUAGUAGAUUGGGAGACAUGGAAAUUAGUGAAAGGAUCCUCUCGAUUUUGGGCAAUAUCGUAUCGACUAGUGAAGGUCGAAAAGGCGUCAGCAUUGUGCCGGAUGUGUUGCCAAUUCUAAUUGAUGUUUUGAAUUGGACCGACUCACCGGGGUGUCAAGAGAAGGCAUCGUAUAUACUAAUGAUUAUGGCUCACAAAUCGUAUGGGGAUCGGCAAGCCAUGAUUGAGGCUGGAGUUGCUUCACCGCUGCUGGAGCUCACGCUUUUGGGAAGCACAUUAGCGCAAAAAAGGGCUUCUAGGAUCUUAGACCGUUUGAGAGUGGAUAAAGGGAAACAAGUUUCGGAAAGCUUUGGAGGUGGUAUGGGUGCUAAUGUGUCUGCUCCUAUAUGCGGAUUUUCAUCAAAAUCUGCAGACCCAAAUCUUGAACUGGUCGAGUGUUUGGAGGAAGAAGAAGGAAUGAUGAGCGAGGAGAAAAAAGCGGUAAAGCAAUUAGUCCAACAGAGCUUGCAGAACAACAUGAGGAGGAUGGUGAAGAGGGCCGAUUUGCCGCAAGAUUUUGUGCCAUCCGAUCAUUUGAUCAAGUCUCUCACAUCUAGUUCAACUUCUAAGAGCUUGCCAUUGUGAGAUGAAUAGAAGUUUGAACAAAGUCAGAAGUUAGUCUCCUCUUCAUCAGUCUUAGACCCUUUAUGUCCAUUGUAGCUUGUUGUAUAAACCAGUUUAGUUAGCAAUAUUUGUGAAAAUUAUAUGUCAUUGGUAGAACAUCUUUGGGAACUUUGUCCGUUUAAUAAGAUCCCUUUUUCUAUAAA